Messenger RNA from Nymphaea colorata (pocket water lily), 459 nucleotides. RefSeq names its product pentatricopeptide repeat-containing protein At2g02980, chloroplastic-like. Gene Ontology annotation, molecular function: protein binding; RNA binding. Gene Ontology annotation, biological process: RNA modification. The transcript is spliced from 2 exons. Lineage: Eukaryota; Viridiplantae; Streptophyta; Magnoliopsida; Nymphaeales; Nymphaeaceae. The record is from RefSeq and is a predicted model, not a curated record. Bases 1 to 459 code for a protein of 152 amino acids.
AUGGCACUCUCUCUUUAUUCCAAAAUGCUUCGUGAUGGCAUGUUUCCUGAUAAAUACACAUACCCGUUUCUCUUCAAGGCUUGUGGAUCUCUAGCUAGGAAUGGUCUGGUGCUAGGGAAAUCACUCCAUUGUCAUGUUUUGGAACUUGGGUAUGCGUUGGAUCUCCUGAUCACCUGCUACGCUGCUAAUGAUUGUUGGGAAGAGGGGUUAUUGGCGUUCAACUUUUUGAGGGAUGAUUGUAUGAAGUCAAAUUCAGCGACAUUGGUUUGCGUCAUGGGCUGUUGUGCUCAGCUGGGUGCGUUGGACCAGGCACGAUGUUUGCACUCGGUUUUGGAGAAAUUGAGCAUCAAAUUUGAUGUCUUUGUUGGCAAUUCUCUUAUUGAUUUGUAUGCGAAAUGUGGGAGGAUAGACUAUGCUCGUCAAGCCUUUGAUGAAAUGCCCAAGCGAGACUCAUUCUGA